CGAAGGGCGCGGGGUCGCCGUCGGGAGAGAAGCAAAGGCAGCUAUAAAAGACAGGAGAGCCCGCCAUCGACUACAGUCCUCUUUCCUCUGCCACUACAGCUGCAUCGCCUCAGAAUGACGCCCCGGAGGACAGUCGUGGAGGGCGCCCUGCUGGCACUGGCCUCCUGCGCCCUCGCCCUCGCCACCUCCAGGGUGGCCCGCCAGAUCGGCACGGCCGGUGUCGAUUUCCCGACCUUCUCGCAAGUGCCCCCCGACCUGACCUUCUCGUGCCAGGACAAGAUUCCCGGAUACUACGCCGACCCCGAGGCGCAGUGCCAGGUAUGGCACUGGUGCGUGCCCGGCGGACAGAAGUACUCGUUCCUUUGCCCCAACAUGACGCUCUUCAACCAGCUGUACAGAGUCUGCGACUGGUGGUACAACGUGGACUGCGCGGGCUCGCCGAACAGCUACAGCGUCAACGAAGAUCUCUACAAGAUUCCUGAAGGUCGAAGCUUUGGCGACGAAGCUUUGGUCGACGCUCACUUGUAAGGAGCUGACCGCUGAAAAUGUGUAGUUGCAUCUCAUUUCUGAUUCAUCAAUAGAAUGACAUUGUAAUGGGAUAUUUUCCGACAUGUGAUUUGCUUUCAUUUUGCAGCAAAAAAUACAAAUUGUUACUGGUGUCUGAUUUGGAAUUCAUUUGCCAUUAAAUGUAUACACUAUCAAUUAUUAUA
This is a messenger RNA of Penaeus monodon (black tiger shrimp), 710 nucleotides long. Its product is annotated as U-scoloptoxin(01)-Cw1a-like. Gene Ontology annotation, molecular function: chitin binding. NCBI's taxonomy places the organism in Eukaryota, Metazoa, Arthropoda, Malacostraca, Decapoda, Penaeidae. Gene Ontology annotation, cellular component: extracellular region. The record is from RefSeq and is a predicted model, not a curated record.